This is a messenger RNA of Cervus elaphus (red deer), 2957 nucleotides long. It is a transcript of the gene GPR161, whose product is annotated as G protein-coupled receptor 161. Bases 348 to 1934 code for a protein of 528 amino acids. Gene Ontology annotation, biological process: G protein-coupled receptor signaling pathway. Gene Ontology annotation, molecular function: G protein-coupled receptor activity. NCBI's taxonomy places the organism in Eukaryota, Metazoa, Chordata, Mammalia, Artiodactyla, Cervidae. The record is from RefSeq and is a predicted model, not a curated record. Gene Ontology annotation, cellular component: recycling endosome; membrane. The transcript is spliced from 7 exons.
GGCGGCGGGGCGGCGGGAGGAGCGAAGCGGGGCUCCGCGGGCUGAAACCCGAAACCUCCGGUCCCCGAGCGCGGCGGGGAGGAAGGAAGCUGCUGCCGCGGCGGCGACGGAGGCGGGGAGGCGGCUCGGGCCGACCCGGCCAUGAGCUGCCGCGGCGGCGGCCUCUGGUGUCAUCACUUAUACCGUUAAGUAUAACAUGCUUGAAGUGAAGUGAAGUGAAGUGAAAUCACUCGGUCGUGUCCGACUCUUUGCGACCCCGUGGACCGUAGGCCACCAGGCUCCUCCAUCCAUGGGAUUUCCCAGUCGUCCAGCAUGCUCUGCCCACCCCCUGCUGAGGUGCACUGACCAUGAGCCUCAACUCCCUCGGCCACAGGAAGGAGCUGAGUAACCUCACCGAGGAGGCCGGUGACCAGGGGGGCGUCGUCAUCACAGAGUUCGUCGCCAUCGUCAUCAUCACCGUUUUCGUCUGCCUGGGCAACCUGGUCAUCGUGAUCACCUUGUACAGGAAGUCCUACCUGCUUACCCUCAGCAACAAGUUCGUCUUCAGCCUGACCCUGUCCAAUUUCCUGCUGUCUGUACUGGUGCUGCCUUUCGUGGUGACCAGCUCCAUUCGGAGGGAAUGGAUCUUCGGUGUGGUCUGGUGCAACUUCUCAGCCCUCCUCUACCUGCUCAUCAGCUCAGCCAGCAUGCUCACCCUUGGGAUCAUCGCUGUCGACCGCUACUACGCUGUCGUGUACCCCAUGGCGUACCCAAUGAAGAUCACAGGCAGCCGGGCUGUGAUGGUGCUUGCCUACAUCUGGCUUCACUCCCUCAUCGGCUGCCUGCCACCUCUGUUUGGCUGGCCAUCAGUGGAGUUUGACGAGUUCAAGUGGAUGUGUGUGGCCGCGUGGCACCGGGAGCCCGGCUAUACCGCGUUCUGGCAGAUCUGGUGUGCCCUGUUCCCCUUCCUGGUCAUGGUGGUGUGCUACGGCUUCAUCUUCCGAGUGGCCAGGGUCAAAGCACGCAAGGUGCAUUGCGGCGCUGUGGUCGUUGUGGAGGUGGACGUACAGAGGGCUGGGAGGAAGAGCUCCAGCACCUCUACCUCCUCCUCCGGCAGCAGGAAGAACGCCUUUCAGGGCGUGGUCUAUUCGGCUAACCAGUGCAAAGCCCUCGUCAGCAUCCUGGUGGUCAUUGGUGCCUUCAUGGUCACCUGGGGCCCCUACAUGGUCGUCAUCACCUCUGAGGCCCUCUGGGGGAAGAACUGUGUCUCCCCAACCCUGGAGACCUGGGCCACUUGGCUGUCCUUUACCAGCGCCAUCUGCCACCCUCUGAUCUAUGGACUCUGGAACAAGACGGUGCGCAAGGAACUCCUGGGCAUGUGCUUUGGGGAUCGGUAUUACCGGGAACCCUUUGUACAGCGGCAGAGGACGUCUAGGCUCUUCAGCAUUUCCAAUAGGAUCACAGACCUGGGCCUGUCUCCACACCUCACAGCCCUCAUGGCAGGCGAGCAGCCCCUGGGGAACAGCAGCAGCACCGGGGACACUGGCUUCAGCUGCUCUCAGGACUCAGGGACAGAUGUCAUGCUGCUUGAAGACUACACGUCAGAUGACAACCCUCUCUCGCAUGGCACGUGCCCACCCAAGAGGAGGAGCUCGGUGACAUUUGAAGAUGAAGUAGAACAAAUCAAAGAAGCUGCCAAGAACCCCAUUCUUCAUGUGAAAGCUGACGUGCACAAGUCGUUGGACAGUUACGCAACCAGCCUGGCCAAAGCCAUAGAGGCUGAAGCCAAAAUCAACUUAUUUGGGGAGGAGGCUUUGCCUGGGGUCUUGCUUACAGCUCGGACUGUCCCUGGAAUUGGCUUUGGGAGCCGCCGAGGCAGCAGAACUCUCGCAGGUCAGAGGCUGCAGCUUCAGAGCAUCGAAGAGGGGAAUGUUUUAGCCGCAGAGCAGAGAUGAGGGUGGACGCCCGUUACCAUCUGUGCCAGGGUCCCGGGAGCAACAUCUGAUACGCAGUCAUCUGAAAAAACACUGAAAACCAUGUCUGUAAGUGACUUCAGUGUCUGUGUGAGACCACACGCGGGCUUCUUGUUGAUCCCAGUGAUGGGACCAGAGGCAUUGAGAGCACAAAACAAAGCAGAUGGAGGUGUGGCUGAGACGUUGUGGGACAUGGGGUGUAGGGGGGGCUAGAGACCUCAGCUGGGCAGGAAGCCACCACGUGGGUCACUUCCUCUUCUUCACCACCUGUGCCCUUGGGAGUCCAGCCAAGCACUGUACUAGAGGCCUCGGGACACUCUGGAGGAUGGCACUUCCCCUGUGUGGUUGAUGCGGGCUGUGUGGGGCCAUUGGUUCUACCCUAAAUGGUCCCCAGAGGAGAGCCCAGGAGCAAAAUACCCCAGACCCAUGGUUACAGCCUUGCCGCCACUGGGGCCACCUGCUGAUUCUAGUAGGGACUGUUGCUGGCCCCUGGGCGGAGGCAGCAGGUCUGGGGCGGUGGUUGCUGAGGACAGGCCUCCCUAUGGACUGGUGCUUUAGUAUUGUAAAAGAAGAGAGAAACCACUGUAAACAACGGGAGCAAGGAACAGAUGCCAGAUGUUUCAUUUCUAGAAUUAAAAAGAAAAACAACCCGUUUGGUUAGGAAGCACCUUCAUCUUCCAGACCUGAACAGGGCCGUGGGCGAAGCACUGCCGCGAAGUAGUUACUGCUAUCGUUGGAGGGAAUCCCCUUCACACAGGAAGAUCCCAUGGAAUAGGUUCCGUAUGUGAUGCUUGAUGUACUGUUUAGAUUAGCAGGCCUCCAGGGAAAACUCCCAUGGUCAGCAGCUACUAUUUCCCUGCCCUGAAUGGCUCAAGACAAAGACUUGAAGGAACUCUGGACUUGGCCUCAGCAACUGUGUGCCGGCCCAGCUCUGCCUUAUACCACUCGGGUCACUGGGGCUCCCUGUCACCUCUCGGUCAUCCGGAAAUGAGAUAGGGAUGUGGA